Messenger RNA from Funneliformis caledonium, 963 nucleotides. The record is from the annotation of a GenBank genome assembly. NCBI's taxonomy places the organism in Eukaryota, Fungi, Glomeromycota, Glomeromycetes, Glomerales, Glomeraceae.
AUGGCAGCACCUGAGGACGUUUAUUCAUCAAUACCUCUUAAUGAACGAGCAACACAUAAGAUUUGGAAAGUUCGGGUUGAAGCUUAUGAAGAACUUGCCAAAUUAUUUAAAAAUUCAGAUAGCGAAAGCGACUUUAGGUUUUAUGAGGGCUUAAUGAAAAACAUUGCGACAGACUCUAAUGCCGUCGCUCGAGAAGCUGGUUUAACGACAUUGAAUGCAUUUGUUGAUAACGCACCAAAUCCAUUAAGGACCAGGGCUUCUAUUAUACAGGCCGUUGUUGAUAAGAGUUUCGGCUCAAGCCGUUCUGGAACAAAAUCUAAAGCAAUAGAACUCAUACUGUUAUAUAUAGAAGUUGAUAUUCCAGAUCCUAUAGUGGAAAUUGUCCUUGCUGGAUUAAAUGCCAAACAACCUAAAUUGGUUGCCACAGCUGUUCAUGCACUUAAGGAGAUAAUUAGACUUUACGGUGCAAAAACAGUGAAUGUUAAGCCUAUUCUCAAAACUAUACCAAAAAUAUUUGCACACACGGAUAAAGAUGUGAGAAGUGAGGGAACACAAUUAGUAAUAGAACUUUAUAGGUGGUUGAAUAAAGCAAUAGUUCCACAUUUAUCAGAAUUAAAGCCAGUACAGAUCAAAGAAUUGAAUGAGACAUUUGACAAAUUACCACAAGAAAAACCUCAACAGGAACGAUUAUUACGUUCACAAGUAGCUGCAGCAGAGGCAGUGGCUGAAGCUGAUGGAGGUGAUGAAGAUGAAGCAGACGAGGAGAAAGAGAUUGAUACAUAUGAUUUAGCAGAACCAGUUGAUGUUCUAUCAAAAUUGUCCAAGGAAUUCUAUACUGGAUUGGGUUCUACCAAAUGGAAAGAAAGGAAAGAAGCUCUGGAGGGUUUAUUAGAAGUCUGUAAGACACCGAGGAUCGUGGAUGAUAAUUAUUAUGAUUUAACCGCUGCCCUUGCAAAGGUGUGA